UUGUCUCUCCCCUCUUUGUAUCCCCAUUUACACGGUACUUUUCCUUCUCAGGUACCAGCCCUGUAUUCUGUGGAAGUGUGGCGCCGAACAGGAAACCAGCUGUUUUUGUCCUUGGGCCCUGGCUUUGGCAGCUUCACAGCAAUCAGCUCAUAUAUCCCUCGGUCCAAUAACUGUGUCAUUGAUGCCUAUGCUGUGGCUUUUCUCAACUUGCUUGUCUCACUGACUACCACAGUGUUUGUAUUUGCUGUAAUGGGCCACUUGGCCACAAAAAACAACGAAAAAUGUUACUUGAUGAAUGCUGAAAAAGUGAUGGAUCUGGUCAUUGCCCAGGUCCUGCCUCCUGAGGCCCACCCUCCAGACAGUCUGUACCAUGAUCCGAGCUCCAUCUACCCCAAGUGGCUCAACAACCUCCCUGAACACAUCAAAAGCAGAAUCCUACCCAAUUUGACCGAUUGUGACUUAUCUAAGGAAUUGAAUAAGGUUAUGAUCGGUCCAGGUGUGGUCAUUGUGACAUUUAGUGACAUCGUCUCUUUGUUUUCUGGACCCACCUUCUGGUCCAUCAUUACCUUCCUGUUGCUGGUGAACCUGGGGCUGAGCACUGUGAUAGGAAUCAUACAAGGCAUCAUCACCCCUCUCCAGGAUACUUUCUCUUCCCUCAGGGAGCAUUCAAAGCUGCUCACAGUGGGUGUCUGUGUGCCUAUGUUCCUGGGCAGCCUCCUUUUUGUGAGGCCCUCAGGCAGCUACUACGUGAACCUGCUGGAUGACUACUGGGUAUCUCUGCCCCUUUUCUUCAUCGUCAUCUUGGAGACCAUCGCCAUGGCCUGGAUCUAUGGGGCCAGGAGGUUCCUUACAGACCUGAGUAUCAUGAUGGGCCGCCCCAUCUCCCCCAUCUAUCGUUGGCUGUGGUGUUUUCUGUCUCCAUUUGUGCUGCUAGUCCUGUUUUUAAGCACCCUGAUUCACCUGUCUGUGAAGGAGAUCACCUACUUGGCCUGGGACUCAAGAAUUUCACAUGAGGUGACCCGAAUUUAUCCAUCAUGGGCUAAAGCCUUGCUUAUAUUCCUCGUCAUCAUCACCGUCCUGCCUGUCCCUGUCUACUUCUUCUACACCAUCAUCAUUCGGGUGGCUUCUCCUGUCUCCAUGAGCCACAAUACGGCCAUAAUAACCUUCCAACCUGAAGCUAAGGGGGACUCACCGAAGGUUGGUCCACGGCUUCAAGUGAGGCAAAAAAGACAAAAGAUUAUUAAAAUGGAUAAACCAAAAACAGAGGGAAAACUUUCUGUCCUGUGAAUAAUUCCUAUUGGAAAUAAAGACUUGGUUCAUUUGGCACAACA
This is a messenger RNA of Bubalus bubalis (water buffalo), 1331 nucleotides long. RefSeq names its product orphan sodium- and chloride-dependent neurotransmitter transporter NTT5. Gene Ontology annotation, cellular component: membrane. The transcript is spliced from 6 exons. Bases 250 to 1287 code for a protein of 345 amino acids. Lineage: Eukaryota; Metazoa; Chordata; Mammalia; Artiodactyla; Bovidae. Gene Ontology annotation, biological process: sodium ion transmembrane transport. The record is from RefSeq and is a predicted model, not a curated record.